This is a messenger RNA of Trematosphaeria pertusa, 423 nucleotides long. RefSeq lists its product as uncharacterized. The transcript is spliced from 2 exons. The coding region runs from base 1 to 423 and encodes 140 amino acids. Lineage: Eukaryota; Fungi; Ascomycota; Dothideomycetes; Pleosporales; Trematosphaeriaceae. The record is from RefSeq and is a predicted model, not a curated record. Gene Ontology annotation, molecular function: iron ion binding; monooxygenase activity; heme binding.
AUGGCAGUGGACACGUCUAUAGAAGAGACUUCAAAGCGACCUGACGUCCUUACGCAACUGCUGGCCAUUGUUCGAGCGAAGGGAAAGACGGUCAACUUCAUACACAAGGAAGUUAUUUCAGAGAUGUGGACUAGAGUCAUGCCCGGUGCUGUCAGCACCUCGAUUCGGCCUCCGCGCCGUCUUCUACUAUCUUAUGAAGAGCCCCGAGAAGCUAGCGAAAGCGCGAAUGAAGUUGAUGCAGUCUUUGAGAAUGGAACGCUCUCGUACCCCGUUAAAUACAACCAAGCCAUCGCACUUCCAUGUCUCACUGCGGUUGUCAAGGAAGCUACGCGCCUCUUCCCUUCGUCUCAGGCCACGAUGCCAUGCUACACUCCUAUACAUGGCAUUGGGCUCUGUGGGAAGUACAUCCCGGCCGGUUACUAA